Molecule: messenger RNA, 838 nt
Organism: Trichobilharzia szidati
Lineage: Eukaryota; Metazoa; Platyhelminthes; Trematoda; Strigeidida; Schistosomatidae
Source: the annotation of a GenBank genome assembly
UUCACUUUGAAAUACUGUGACAAUGGAGUACAAGAGAUUAAGCGUGCUCAUUUUCGUUAUGCUUGCUGUAUAUUCGUAUGGCGUGUCCGAUGUACAAGCCAAGAAGAAGUGUGGGAAACGAUGUGCUAAACCUCAGAAAGAUAACGAAGACUGGGAGAGUUCUUGCUACACCAAUGUAAUUGACGCUAGCCUGAAACGAUUCCUAUCUGACUAUAAAGAUGAUGAGAUCAAGAAAGAGAUGGAAAGGCUACUCGCAAUUGCGGAUGCGAAUAAACCUGUUGAGAAGGAAGAAACAGAUGAACCUGGAUGGGAAACAGAAACUGAAUCGGAAAGAGAAAUAAUUGUUGGUACAGUGAAAAGAGGUGAAAAGAUUCAACGAGGUGGUCCAAACGAACGCGUUAUACUGAGAGAGAAAAAGCCAUUCAGCAAGGAUAAAGCUAAGAAGAAGGGUGGGAAACGAUGUGCUAAACCUCAGAAAGAUAACGAAGACUGGGAGAGUUCUUGCUACACCAAUGUAAUUGACGCCAGCCUGAAACGAUUCCUAUCUGACUACAAAGAUGAUGAGAUCAAGAAAGAGAUGGAAAGGCUACUCGCAAUUGCGGAUGCGAAUAAACCUGUUGAGAAGGAAGAAACAGAUGAACCUGGAUGGGAAACAGAAACUGAAUCUGAAAGAGAAAUAAUUGUUGGUACAGUGAAAAGAGGUGAAAAGAUUCAACGAGGAGGUCCAAACGAACGCGUUAUACUAAAGGAGAAAAAGCCAUUCAGCAAGGAUAAAGGUCAAUCAGAUUGGGAGAUAACAGAUGAAGACGAAAGAGAAGUAUUCGUCAGAGGUCAUUAA